AUGUUACGAUACGGUACCAUGAGCUACAAUGGUGAGCAUGGUUUAUUGGAAUUCCAUGACAAAAGUAAGCUAGACAGUCUGAAUCACCCCAGGACCAUCGUUACACACCUGACCUAUGAUAUACUACCAUCAUCCAUCAAACGUGGUGUAGGAAAGGUUGUGUAUGUAGUGAGGAAUCCGAAGGACGUUUUUGCCUCUUACAAGUACUUCAACAAUGCACUGUCGAGUCGUUACUAUAAAGGCAAUGCAGACGGAUUUUUGAGAAAAUUCCUUUCGAAUGAAUUCUUUGGAUCAGGAGGGUCCUGGUUUACUUGUACCAAGGAAUGGACAGACGGAAUAACAUCAAAUACAGCUUUGCAAGUUCAUACUAUUAUGUACGAGGAGUUGAAAAAGGACACAUACGGAGAAAUUGAGAAGCUUGCUAAAUUUCUGGAAAUAGAUUACGACGAUGACUUACUCCGCAGCGUUGUGACAAAUACUACGUUUGAUAAACUGAAGGCGGACCACGCAACAGCGGCUGGGGCAACUGAUCGAUGGGCAGACAUGUGUGAGGACGGUCGACAAAAGGUCGGAUUCGUCGGUGACUGGAAGAACGAAUUGACAGUUUCACAAAACGAAUUAUUUGAUGCGGUGAUACAGGAGAAAUUCACAAACUCUACCAGAGUCAGUCCCGCAGAUGCCACAGGUCACGUGGCUGAAUACUGUGAAGCUCCUAGGACUGCAGGUGUGUUCAUCUUGCUGUUCCACUUGGAGCAGAUCAGGUUUAACAUCUAG
Mizuhopecten yessoensis (Yesso scallop) is the source of this 774-nucleotide messenger RNA. RefSeq names its product sulfotransferase 1C3-like. Lineage: Eukaryota; Metazoa; Mollusca; Bivalvia; Pectinida; Pectinidae. Gene Ontology annotation, cellular component: cytoplasm. Gene Ontology annotation, biological process: sulfation. Gene Ontology annotation, molecular function: sulfotransferase activity. The transcript has 5 exons. The coding region runs from base 1 to 774 and encodes 257 amino acids. The record is from RefSeq and is a predicted model, not a curated record.